Molecule: messenger RNA, 1082 nt
Organism: Saprolegnia parasitica CBS 223.65
Lineage: Eukaryota; Oomycota; Saprolegniomycetes; Saprolegniales; Saprolegniaceae
Exons: 3
Coding region: 13-1011 (332 amino acids)
Source: RefSeq, a predicted model, not a curated record
CAUUCAUCGACCAUGAGCGGCAACGCGACCAUCGUGCCCGUGAUCCACCUCGAGUUCCACUACAAGCAGUUCGACACCUUCCUCGCCGUCGGCUAUGCGAUCGCAACGCUGCUUGCGUUCUGGGUGCUCUGCUGCCACAUGAGCGGGUCGGCGCGAGACCCGGGCACGACGGGCUUCUUCACGCUCAUGUCGCUCGCCGCGCUCGUGCGCUCCGUGUGGUAUGCAACACCCUACAGCGUGCACGUCUCGGGCUACGUGCCGCAGCGCGUCUACAUCUUCGACGACGGCUGGUACAUGCUCUUCAUCUCCGAGAUCGCCGAGAUGGCCGGCACGUACAUCUUGUACGCGGUCUUCAUCCUCAUGGUGGUCUUCUGGGCCGACAUCCUGCAUGGGGCGUUUGAUCGGCAGGACGCGCCGACGUACCCCAUGCGCGUGUUUGCGACGCUCUGCUUUCUCCUCGGCAUCGCAGUCUCGACGGGCUUUGCGCUCUUUGGCUGCAACCGGAUCGACUCGCUCUGGCUGCUCAUGUACAACGACAUCGUCGUCGUCGUGCUCUCGCUCGUGACGUUUGUGUUUGUUGCGAUCUUCGCCUGCCGCAUGCGCACGGUACUCAUCGCGAUCCUCGAGGUGAGCCAGGUUGAGACGACCGCGCGCAUCCAAACGGUCACGCGCACGGGCUUCAUCUGCUGCCUCUUCCUGCUUUUGAAUGCGUGCUUUGCGCUCGUGAUGACGUACCACAUGUACGAGCUCCAGUUCGAUGCGUCGAUCCCGACAGGUUCGACGCAGUGGUUCCUCUUCAUCAUGGCCAAGCACCUCAUGGAGAUCUUCGUGCUCUACUUCCUCCUCUGGACGCUCUGGAGCACGUCGCCGCCGGACGAGCCGCACAUGUCGGGCAAGUCCCAAGCCGACCGCCGCCAGUACGAGAAGAUCCCAGAGCUCGAAGACCAGGCGCAAAAGACGCUCUCGACGACGACCAACGGAUCCGGCCGGCAUUACCACGAGAAUUGUUAGCCCAAGAUUCCGUAAAUGCGCGUGUGAUUGGCUCCUCUGUGUGGGACAUGUACGAAAGCCACCAAUCAGAC